AUGUACGGCUCCGUGUGGAACCUGUUGAGUAACUUUCUACACAACCCACUCACCUUCUAUGUAGAUACGACGCAUCUCUAUUGGAACACAACAUUUCCAGCUGUCAGCCUAUGCCAGGUAGUGAAUGGGGAGACCGUGGCCGAGCUGAGCGAACAACACUUCGGUUCAAACAGGGACCCAAUGCUCGACAGCCUAAUCAUCGACAUCGCGUUCUACGGUGGCACGUGCUACUCCUGCGACGAGUGUCACUCAAGCACUGUGCACAUCCCUACCAUAGAUUGUGAGGGUUUGCGGAACUUCAGCGAGAUUGUACGUCGACAUCGAGCUCCCUGCGAAGAAUUGUUGACCGAUUGCCACUGGCAGCAGAACGCAAUCGACUGCUGUAAGCUGUUUCGGCCGGUUGAUACGGAGUUUGGAAGGUGUUUCAGUGUCAAUGCGGCUAAUGAUGUCGACUCUACUGGACAACCCAACCAGCCGAAGCUAGUGAGCAACCGCGCGACUGGACCGGGUCAGCUACGUUUCCGUGUUCUGGAGGAUGUGCAGCUGUACCUGCAUGAUGAGUUCAGCGUACCUCACUCGUAUGUGGAUAGGGCAUUGAGAGAGACAGUAUUGUGGGGAAUGCGCAAAGAGAUCGCUGUGCGUGUCAUAGAGAUGGAGAAUAAGGACACGGUGCAGGAGUUGCCGAUCUGGCGCCGAAACUGCCGCUUUCCGUGGGAGAUCACCCAUGAGGCAUUCGGCACGGAGCAACCCAGCAAGGUGUGCUCGUUCGAAGGACUUACCUGCCUGACGGAACACUCGGUGGAAAUCGCUCAAGCCCGCAAACAGUGCCCCUGCAUUUCAUCCUGCGUUGAGCCAGAGUACUUCGUGGUUCACAAGUCCGAGGACUAUUUCGCGGAUAGUGAAGAGGAAGAAGGCCGUGUCACGGUUCGGUUGCAAUCACUCCCGUAUGAACGGUUCGUUCGGAACAUCGCCAAGACGGAGAUGGAUCUGUUCACUCGUACUGUUUCUGCCAGUCCUCCACAGCAGAAGCAGCAGCAGCAGCAGUACGCACUCGAGAUCAAUCACAUCACCCAGCCAACUGGUUACGGCUGCAAUCAAACGAUUCUGCAACAAACCAAUCCAAUGCCAGCCCCCGGAGCAAACAAAGCAAAGCACCCGCUGGUAGUGCUGAUGGCGGAACAGGAAUUAAUUAAACCACUGUACACCCCAUCGGCCGGAUAUUGA
Anopheles nili is the source of this 1224-nucleotide messenger RNA. RefSeq lists its product as uncharacterized. Lineage: Eukaryota; Metazoa; Arthropoda; Insecta; Diptera; Culicidae. Gene Ontology annotation, cellular component: membrane. The transcript has 6 exons. Bases 1 to 1224 code for a protein of 407 amino acids. Gene Ontology annotation, molecular function: ligand-gated sodium channel activity. Gene Ontology annotation, biological process: sodium ion transmembrane transport. The record is from RefSeq and is a predicted model, not a curated record.